AUGCCAGUUGAGCAUCACUUGGCGACCAACAUCCAGCGCAACCGCCUGAUGAAAUAUGACUUGCAGAUGGCCAAACAGCUCCAGGAGGAGGAAGACCGGAAAGCCCAGACCCGGGUCCAUGAGCGGCACAAAGACAUAGCAACGCCACUGCCCUUCCUCCUCCUUCUCAAUCCUGUUCAGAAGGGGUCUCCCUUUGUGCUGCCCCUCCUCAGAGGGCAGAGACCACGGAUGGAGGGACCGUGGAUGGAGUCGGCCUGGGACACCAGCCUGGGCCUCUUGCGGGAUGAAGUGGAAGGAGAAGAGGAGGAAGCCUCAUCAUCCGAUGGGUUCUGCAGUUUGGAGACAACUCUGCAAGAGGAUCUGGGGACCAGUGACCAACUCUGCACACAGCUCUACAGAAACAAACAGCUUCAAGAUACCUUGCUCCAGAAGGAGGAGGAACUUGCCCGCUUGCAAGAGGAAAACAGCCACCUCCGGCAGUUCCUGAACUCUGCUCUGGUCAAGCAGUUGGAGGAAAAGACCAAGAAGUUACUUUUGCACAAUGGACAAAGCCCUCGUGGAGGCUGCGGAUCCCUCAAGCGGACCCUGAAGGCCGAGAUCCCCAUCCUUUCUGGAGCCCCCCACCCACCAAAGGCCCGGAAGAACCUCCUUGCAGAAUUCACUGCCUGCGAAGAAGAGUGGACCCCCGGCCCCUCCGUGGAGACCUGGGUCCUGCGAACCCUUGGCCUCAAAGACCUCAACACCAUCGAUGAUGGAUCAACGCCUUCUGCUUCAGAGAACGUUGAUGCCUGGACCCCAGAGCUUUUCCCUGGAGAUGCAACAGACUUGGGCAGCAAUGAUGGCCCACCAGAGGGGCAUACUUGCGCCACACUGCCUUCCACUGAAAGUGCCAAUGCCACAAUGGACAUGAUGCCCUUCUUACCACCGCUUCCUGCCAUGCCUUGCCAUCCCCUUCUGAACUCAAGCCCUGCUUCUCCCCUGCCCUGCUCUCCAGAGACCAUUUCCCUGGCCCAAACGGACAUGGCCUUCACUGCCUCCUUAAGCCCACAUUGCAAUGUGAGAACGCACACUUUCCGCCAGGGACAGGCCUUUGUGCGCAGGGAUGAAGAUGGCGGGUGGAAGCUCACAUGGGUCCCCAAGCAGCCAGAGUGA
Molecule: messenger RNA, 1152 nt
Organism: Anolis sagrei ordinatus
Lineage: Eukaryota; Metazoa; Chordata; Lepidosauria; Squamata; Anolidae
Source: RefSeq, a predicted model, not a curated record